AUGACCAAGAUGGAAAGCGCACAACAAACUGGAGCGGAAAAUUCGGCGCGGACGAAGAUUGGGAACGCAAUCAAUUCAGUAGGUCCUGUCGCUUUCGGUAUUGGGCAGAAAAUCUCUUGGCUACAAGAAUAUCCUGGAACAAUAGCAUUUAGAGCAAUGGUGAAGAACAGCUUUGAUGCGUAUGGGGAAGCCAGCCAGGAGGGGCGGGAUGAAAUCGUUCGAGGGAUUGUGAAUCAAUUUCCGCCCGAUGUUACGAUUGAGAAGAACGAGGCGUUGAGAAAAGAGAAGCAAGAUGCAGAGAAUAUUCCUACUUUGUCCGAGUCUGGCAUUACGAAUCUUAGCCAAUAG
Cylindrotheca closterium is the source of this 348-nucleotide messenger RNA. The record is from the annotation of a GenBank genome assembly. Lineage: Eukaryota; Bacillariophyta; Bacillariophyceae; Bacillariales; Bacillariaceae.